AUGCAUUUCGCCAGCAUCACCACUCUCGUCACCCUCCUCGCCUCUACCGGCCUCGCUGCUCCAGCUAUCGAGACCCGCAGAGAACACACUGCUAGAAUCCAACUAGCCAAUGAUAACUCCGGCGCCAACGCCAAUGUUGUUAUUCCCGUCGAUGGAGUAAAGCGCUCUGUCCAGGAACUCUGGGGCAACACUGCUGUCGCAAAGAACGGCCUCGUUUUUGCAUCUAGCGCCCAGCUCACUGCUUUUGAGCAAACCACUGUCUGCACCAUUACCGAGGACCCAAAGAUCGACGUCACCCUCACUGCUGAGAAGACCUGGGUCUCAUUUGGAGGUGUUACUGACCUGUGCGCCGCAUGGGUUGUCUGCGAAUGUGAGGGUAUGUAA
Molecule: messenger RNA, 384 nt
Organism: Penicillium malachiteum
Lineage: Eukaryota; Fungi; Ascomycota; Eurotiomycetes; Eurotiales; Aspergillaceae
Exons: 1
Coding region: 1-384 (127 amino acids)
Source: RefSeq, a predicted model, not a curated record